ACAUAUCAUCAAGAAAAAAGAUCACAGUGAUAAUUUUAAUUUCCCUCUGAGUUCAAAUUUCAAAACAUUCUUCAAAUUAGUGCAAUAACGUAACCCAUUUAUUCACACUUAACGCGCUCUUUCUCCGCUCCAUUUUCAUUCACCGAUUUCGAAACGAACAAAGAAAGGUUCAGAAAAUCACAGUGAAAAUCAUCGCGAAAUGUUGAGCUUCGUGAAGCGUGGAUUAGGUUUUCUCCUCCGAUUCUUCUUCCGUUCCGUUCAAGCUGCUAUGAGGUGCUUCUUCGGAUUCAGAGGUAAUAGCCGGCAUCAUCUCCCUGAACCUCUUCUUGUCUCCACCGCACCUUCUCGCUCCACAACAACGGAUACGGUGAUAUCUGGAAAUCGUUUGUGCUCGUUGUUAUCGAAAGAGAAUGGAGAUUCAGCUAGGAAUGAUGCUGAUGAGGUGUCUCUGAACGAUGAGGCAAAGUUUCUUCAAGCUUGCGGUGCGAUAGCAGGAACGCCUCCUGAAAUUCGCAAAACGUCGGCGAAAUUGAAAGUGUCACCCGCUUGCGAAAGCAAUAGUGACACUUCAAGGUUUCAUUCUUGGCUUCCCAGUACUUCUGUCGAGAAACUUCAGCUGGAUGUCCAUUCUUUUGAGAAGACGCCUAGCAGCUUUGUCUUCAAGGCACAGGACCCUCAAUAUGACUCUCCUGACUAUGUGGAAGGAAGUUGGACUAGGAGUCCUCAUACUGCAUAUAGGAUUAGAAAGAAUGAAGCUUGGACAGGCACCGAGACUCAGAAGAAGAACAAAUCGGUGCGCUUUGAAUCUGAGAAUGAUCUAGUAUCAUAUCAAAGCCCGCCAGUUGAUGAUGUGCAGAAAAACAAGUCAUUGAAAAGCCAAAUUGCAAGUAGUCAAUCACCUUAUCCUACCCCGUUGAAGUUGUUUGAUGAGGUGCAAACACCUGGAACCGUAUACCCUACCUCAUUAGAUGACCUAUGUGAUGAUAAGCGUCGUGUUCGGUCACAAAUUGUCUAUGCAAAUUGCAAUGCUGGUGAGAAUCUCCUGCUGACUAAGUUACUUGAAGUGCAAGGUUUUAACCCGGAGCACGAUUCAAGUGAGCAACAACAUAAGCUGGAAGCAAGUUUAUCUUCUUGGUUAGAACCUGCAUCAAUCAUUAUGGAAGAGGGAAACGGGGAAACGGAGUCUGCUGCUGAUUUUGAGAUCCUACAAUCUGCUGACACACCUAAUAUUGGGGCGGUUCCUGCUCAAUUGAAUGAAGAUGAGAAUUCUCAUUUUGUUUCUCCGAAGAGGCCCGACGUCAAUGGAAUACCAAACACGACCAAGAAAUACAAGGAGGAUCAGACAGUAAAAUGGCAUGCAACGCCUUUUGAAGAGAGGUUGGAUAAGGCAUUAUCCGAGGAGAAACAUCUCUCUCAAAGGAAACUCGCCUUUGCAGAAACAAGGGAAUUUGAGGAUAUUGAGGAGUGAUACUCAGCUGUCUCAUCAACAAUCAUCCGCAGUUAGUGGUGUUAUGAAACAUGUACAUGUCCAUUGAUCCAUCCAGAAAUCGUUCAAAUUUAUAGACUACCAGUAAAUAUGCUGAUUCAUUAUACAAAUUUUGAGAUUCUACAUAGAGCUGUCAGGCUAUUUGGGACAAUACAGUUCCAUCCCUAAGUUUAAGAACAUUAGGGAGAACCUUCGUUUAUUGGAAAGGUAAUAGAAAUGAAAGCUUUUAAUGAACAUGAUAGGAAGUUUAAAGCUGGAUCCUCAGCCACUAUUGCCUCUUGCAAAAUCUCAGUUGUUUGAUUAAUCUCAA
Molecule: messenger RNA, 1796 nt
Organism: Lathyrus oleraceus (garden pea)
Lineage: Eukaryota; Viridiplantae; Streptophyta; Magnoliopsida; Fabales; Fabaceae
Product: protein JASON
Exons: 7
Coding region: 200-1468 (422 amino acids)
Biological process (GO): male meiosis II
Source: RefSeq, a predicted model, not a curated record